This is a messenger RNA of Haliotis rufescens (red abalone), 5064 nucleotides long. RefSeq names its product ribosomal protein S6 kinase-related protein-like. The coding region runs from base 133 to 1353 and encodes 406 amino acids. Gene Ontology annotation, biological process: protein phosphorylation. NCBI's taxonomy places the organism in Eukaryota, Metazoa, Mollusca, Gastropoda, Lepetellida, Haliotidae. The transcript has 14 exons. Gene Ontology annotation, molecular function: protein serine/threonine kinase activity; ATP binding. The record is from RefSeq and is a predicted model, not a curated record.
GAAAAGCGGCAAUAUCAAUGGAUGACAUGAAAUUUGAUCAUAAAGACCUUUCAUGUCAACAAAAUGGAUAUUGUCAUCUAAAUCUCGUGUAGAUGUUUACAAAGGCAUUUUGUGAAAAAUGCCACAUUGGAUAUGGGAAACAGUCACGAUAAAGCGCCGCUAAGGAAAGCUGUAUCCGUACCGGACACCCAGAGCUUAUCAGCCAAUGCAUCAUUUGUGAGAGAGAAGUCCCGUAGUUCCAACCGCCUGUUUCGCAUUGGUUCAUCUCGAGACGUACGGCGGGUUCAUGCACCACGCCGAGAAGAGCCCCCUCACCUGUGGGGGGUGCCCCUGACUGAAGCCCUUUUCUUGCCAGACUUCCCCGUCAGAAGAGACCUGGAAGAACAAGAAUUUGAGGUGAUAGACAUCAUUGCGAGGGGAGCCUAUGGCAAUGUCCUCAAGGCACAGCGAGAAGAUGAGAAGAAAUUUUAUGCAGUCAAGGUGCUAGAGAAGAAGCAGAUCAUCGGGGAGAGUGCAAUACAGCAGUGUAAAGAUGAGGCAGCAAUACAGUCCAUGCUCGGUGAUCAUCCAUUCAUCGUUAAACUUAAUGAAUACUGGCAAUCCAAGAAAUACUUGUAUAUAGUGCUAGAUUACGUCCCUCAUGGUGACCUGUUCUCUCUGUGGACGUUCCACACCAUGUUUCCAGAGAGGCUGGUCAGAGUGUACAUUGCCGAGAUGUCCAUGGUACUGGACUACCUUCAUAAUUCAGGUGUUAUUUUUAGGGAUUUAAAGAUGGAAAAUAUCCUUUUUGAUCCCAAAGGCCACAUACAGCUCAUAGAUUUUGGGCUAUCCAAAUGGCUGCAGAAAGGUGACAGAACGAGAACGAUAUGUGGGACUCUGCAAUAUAUGGCACCUGAAGUGUUGAGUGCCUACCCAUACGGGCACCAGGCUGACUGGUGGUCUAUGGGGAUCCUCAUGUACGUCAUGAUGACAGGCAAGUAUCCAGUGGAGGCGGCCAGGGACCACAGGAGGAUGGCGGAGAAGGUCUACGAGUGUGACUUCCUCAUGCCGGAGAGUAUCGGGAAUGAUGCUCAGGACAUCGUACAUAGACUGUUGACAAAGGCACCGCAGCGGAGAAUAGUAGCUCUGUCAACUUUACAGGAGAUGGACUUCUUUAAAAAUAUCAACUUUACUGAUCUUAUUGAGAAGAAACUCUCCCCUAUGGAUGUAGUCCCGCCGGAGUUUUUCCCUAUGACAGGGAUGAGCUGGGCACCCCACUUAGCUGAGAAGGAGAUGGAGGAGGAAUUUACAGGGUUUGAUGGCCAGAAUGUCCAAUGGAAUCUCCCAGAAGGAGCGACGCCAGUGUUUGUAUGAGACAGUCAGUUUAGUCCAGAUGUGUGUGAGUGAGUGAGUGUGUGGCUGUGUUUAAUUCAACCCGGGACUUCUAAGUAUUAUUCAUCUGUUACCUGUGUGCGAAACAAUUCAACUGGGAAGGAAGCACACAGAUGUAAAUAAGUGUAUUUACAGAAAGACAGCAUUGUCAAGUCAUAUUGUGUGCUGCAUGUUACAGUUUUCAUGGGAAUGCAGUUGUUUCAUUUCUGCUGGAGAUUCCAUGGUAAGGAUGGCGACUCAUCAUGUGUAUGUCAGCACUUCUAUUUCUGCCUGGACACCCAGAGAAACUGACCAUACUGUAGAUCCAUGGUCAAGGUGGUCACCGACAUUCUGAACUUCACCUGGCACAUGGUGCCUCUGUGUACUGCUCAUUUGUGACUUCUCUGACCUGGAUGUGAUCUUGGGGCAGCGUGGACGAAACACCAAGAGAAACUGACCUUGCUGUAGAUCCAUGGUCAAGGUGGUCACAGACAGUCUGAACUUUGCCUGGCACAAGGUGCCUCUGUGUACUGCUAAUAUGUGAUCUGGAUGUGAUUUCUGGGAGGACAGACAACAGUGAACCCGACCAACUACAAAACACUGCAGAGGACACUCAGUCUGACAAGGAAGCUUUAACACUGAUCGAUAAAUCUCAUCCGUAAUCUUCAUCAAUCCCCUAUAUGUAGAGUAAGAUGGUGACUUCAACAGGGAGCCCACAUGGGUCAGAGUCGGAGUCAUACCAACUCGUGCAUGUUGAGGGAAUUAUGAUUCCAUUGUCAUUCAAAUACAAAUCUACAUGUAUAUUUUUAUCCUCUUCCAGAGUCACCUGGCAUUACCAUUCAACCAAAAUGUAUAUAAAGUUGACCUUGUAUCACCAGAUUAAUCUGCCUCAAUGACUUACUGUUACGGUUGUUAUCUACAGCACCUGGCAUUAUCUGCUUCUUGGUUAGUUAGUGUGUUCAUGACAUGUAUAAUGGUUGCAGCUGAUUGGUGUAAAAGGCUUGUUAAUGACUAUCGUAAAUAAUCGCAUAAAAUUGAGAUCCUUUAUUCUAAUAUGAUACCUCUCUGCAUGAAGAUCUGAAGACGCCUCCAUUGAAGGUGAACUUUCUUAUCAACCCAUCAGCAUCAAGGCUUAUAAAUUCUUGGUUACAAAUGUGUAAAGCAUUUAGACAAGCGUAUCAAUUUUCAGUACCGGUAUCUAAAACUUACACAUAUUCUUGGGUCGCCUAGUAAUUAAAGGGUUCCCUCAUCACCCGAACUCCCAGGUUCGAUUCUCUACAUGGGUACAGUGUGUGAAGCCCAUUUUGGGUGUCACCCACCAUGAUAUUGGCGGAAUAUUGCUAAAUGCGGCAUAAAAUCAUACUCACUCUCUCACUCACAUAUCAAGGGACUUCCGAUUGCCAAGAAACAAACAAAUGUUAUACACUGGCACCAGGGCAUCCACAUCCUAAAGGCAGAGCGAACAAAGGAAUAUAUGUAGUCUCUUUUCAUUUGUAACAGCUGACAUUUCCAAAUUGAGGUGGUAGAGAAUUGAAGACAAAUUGUUUUGAAAAGCUGACAUCUGACUGACUCAAGAACCCACACAUCCUUCAUUUGGUUGGACGGUCAAAGUUAAGGGUUGAUCUGAUGCUUGGUGUAAACAGAUCUUGCUGCAGACAGGUAUCAUAAUGUAAGAGCCCUGACACGUUUAACAAUUAUAUAUACUGAUGGAAACAAGAAAGGGACCCAUUUGUUGGACAUGAUUUCUGUGUUAGACCAAAGAUGACCAAAGAAUUUUUGACAGCUCUGUGACACACCAGGGCCCACUUGCACAAAGCGAUCUUAGCGCUAAGACUAGCGUAAGCCUAUGUUAAAGUAUGGGAGUUACAAUCAUCUUAGCACUAAGAUCGCUUUGUGCAAGUGGGCCCUGAUACACACAUUCCAUUGUGUGUCAUGUUGAUAUUGUGCUGUGUUUAUUCACAACAGUAAACUCUGCCAAAAUUAUAUAUGUAACUUUAUUUCUUUCCUUCAGUUUAAUUUCAAUUAAUGACUAAUGAUAAUGUUUCAUUUAUUCCUCGUAUUGUCCGUAAUUGUAACGUUUUUUACCUCAAAUAUAUCAAGCUUGGAUGUUAUGUCAUUGUAUAAAAGAAGGAACACAUUUGAACUGACACAGCUUGAGUGUCUUGUUACGAGGAGAAAUCUUGGAUACCGUAUAGCAUCAAUGGUAAUACGACCCCUGCCUACAAGGCUUAAGAAAAUAAAAGAAUUGGUUCACAGGCUAUGACUUUUGAAAAUAUAGUGCGGGUGGGCAGUGUUUUUUUGCUUGUUCAAACUAGUAUGUAACCAAAUAAACAGUUGUGUACCAUCAACCUGGGAAAGGGCCUCUCUACAUAAACAAGCAUGCAAACUCCUAUUGCUGCCAUGACCCUCACACAAGAUGUGCAGUAAAGCAGUGCGCAUGUGAAGGGAAGUAACUGCAUGCCCCAUUGGAUCACCUUGUUUUUGAGAAUUAGAAAUUUGAUUUAUUUUUUAAAAUUGAAAUAAAACAAAACGCGCACCAGACUUCAUGAUGAUGCAGGCGGUGCCUGAGAACCAAGACUAUUAUUUUUUUCAGCCUAGUGCGACCCCCCUGUAGAUUAUUUUACACCUCUUCAUCCUUGGUACCAAAAAGUACAUUGCAGGCAGAGAUAUUAGGUACCUACCUGUCUUCUGAUAUGUUUGGGGGCAUGGGUACCUCGGUCAUCUAUGGCAAUGGGGACACAAUUUGCUGUGCAGAGUUGCCUCCCUUAGAUUUGCAAGGAUCCUAAUGUGUUUGAAUUCCAGACUUGCCCAAAUUAUAUUCUUGGAAUGGUCAGACCAGUAAGUCAAUACUUGGCUCCGUGAUGUAACCAACUGCAUUGAAUGGCACAGUUCAACAUCCUUUUUGUCAGAAUGGAGCGUUGUUUGUAAUGGUGGGAUGUCAGGUGUUAUGUUUUGUUGAUUCUUCAUUGGAUGAGCUCAGGCAUGUGUAGUUUGUUUGUUCAUGGAGGUAAAAUACCCAGGGAUAAUUGAAAUACCUAGGCAGCAUUAUACAUAUCCUGCUCGGAUUGAAACAUGGGGCAUUGUGUUGUCAGUUGAUUCAUCAUUCACAUGUGGGGCAGUCGGGUAGCCUAGUGGUUAAAGCGUUCGCUCAUCAUGCCAAAGACCUGGGUUCGAUUCCCCUAAAGGGUGCAAUGUGUGAAGCUCAUUUCUGGUGUCCCCGCCAUGAUAUUGCUGGAAUACUGCUAAAAGCGGCGUAAAACCAUACACACUCACUCACUCAUUCACAUGUAAAAUAAUUAUGUUUAGUCAGUUCCUAGUCUCUGAAUGUGACGAGUACAAGUUUUUGUUUUUAAGCUUUUCGAAGAAAAUGAACAGCCGCAAGAUGAUUAGUUGACAUUUGUGAAUGACUUUGAAAAUCUUCAGACAAGAAGAUUAGAAAUCAACACGAUAUUAAUUAUGGAGUUAUUUAAUUACGUGGUUAAAUUGGUACAUUACAAGGGUAAUAACCAGUAUAUCAUGUGUGGGUUCAGUAGGGCAGGGGAUAGUGUGGUGGCUUGCCAUGGAUGCGAUCUGAGUUCCAUUCUGACCUUCGUUUGUGACGUCCUUGUCAAUCUCAUUAAAAUCAGAUCUUAGUUCUCGCUACCGCUAAACAAAGAUCUGAGGACAUCCCAUGAGGGGUCACGUCAGAAUGACCUUUCAUCCGACCAAUCAGAG